UGCGCGCGUGCUACAGUUGACAUGAUGCACGGUACAGUUCGGUAUUGAGAAACAAUGAAGCCAAACCACGGCGAAGGAGCUCGGGGAACACUUUCAGCAUGUAUGCAUUGCUGACCAUGAAAGGCAAGUGGGCUGUAGGUGAAACGCGCGCGAUUAGAAAAACUCAUGGCCAUGAAUUGCAUGCGCGCUGUUGCAUUUCUGAUGCGUGUCUAAACCGCGCGACAGACGAACUCCCGCCUCGACUCGGACUUGUGCAUGAAUCACGCGCCAUCGUGGUUGUGGCGCAUGCGCAGUGGGUCUCUUCAGCGCCCGUGUGCUUUAGCUGCGAACAAGCCACCAUUGGUGAGUUGGGGGUCUUCGUCGAAGUUGUCCAGCUUUGCUCAGCUCGCACGUAGGAUGCCCAGCACACAAAGUCUGGCUCCAGGGUAAGAGAAUCAGACUGCCCUUUAAAGGAUUGACUGUGGCCUAAUAUUGCUUGCACCAUGGAGGGUGGAACUGAACAGAGAUUGACAGAAAAGGCUUGUCUAGUCUCUACUCCACACUCAGUGCCUGUGGUUUUGAAGCCAGGCAAAAGUGAUGAGUGUGGCAACAACCAGGCAAACCAGCAAGUCACCUUGUCCCCUGUUACACUUACUAAAAGCUCUACCCAGGAAAGUCACACAAGCAGUGACAUUAAAGUUAUUCUGGAGAAUGAAUCGGUUUGGAGUCGGUUUCACAGCUUGGGCACAGAGAUGAUCCUCACGAAGCAAGGCCGGCGCAUGUUCCCCUGCUGUCGCUUUAGACUGAGUGGAUUAGAUCUGCAAAGGAAGUACUUUCUGGUUAUGGAUAUCAUGGCUUUAGAUGAUUUUACCCACAAAUGGAAUGGAAAGACAUGGGAGCCUGUCGCAGUGGAUGAGCCACAUGUGCUGGGACAGUUAUGCGUCCACCCAGAUUCCCCAGCCCUGGGCCAGCAGUGGAUGGAUAGCCCCGUGUCCUUUUACAAGGUGAAGCUAACCAAUGACUCCACGGACCAAGAGGGCUGUGUGCUUUUGCGUCCAAUGCACCGCUACCUACCACGACUGCAUGUUGUUCCUGUGAAUCCAGAUUCAGAACGGACUAUUGCACUUGAUAGUCCAGAUGUCAAGGUAUUCAGUUUCCCCCAAACAGAGUUUUAUGCAGUCACCAGCUACCAGAACCCCCAGAUCACCCAGCUUAAAAUUGACUGUAACCCUUUUGCAAUGGCCUUCAGAGAAGACAGCCAGAGCAUUCGUCUUCUUCAAGACAAACUCAGGCUCUGCUCUUCUGCUGGUACACCCUUCCGAUCUCCUUUUCUAAGUUUGGCCCAGAAUCUUAGUGGAAAACAGAAAGAGGGUGCAGUAAAGAGCACAGCCUCAACCUGUAUUCAAGACAAGAGAAUAAGAGGUCUUUAUCCAGGAUCAACAUCUCUUAAAGAAGGAGAGGGGAUCUUUACUAAAAUGAGAAAUGCAACUUUAAGUUGCCCAAAUAAUAUGACUUUGUGCCAAGAGAAUACUGAUUGCAGUGAGAAUGAUAGAGGAGAUGAAGCUGUUGUGAAUCAACGUCCAGCAGAAACUGUGCUGGAUGAGCAUGUAACACCUUUGGGUUUUGAACCAAGUGUAACUGUGUCUUUAGAAGAACGCUUGUCAAGCACUGGUGAACCAGUUUCUCCCAUAAGCAGCACUGAAAAUCCAAGAUGUUCUGAGGCUUCUGCUGUUAAUUCUCAAAUAAGCUGCACAAACAGUGAAUCACCUACAAAAUCAACCAUGGCUGCUCAGAGUCCUGAGACUCAGGAGGAAAUGAAGUCCCUGCCCAGACCACAUUCCCUUAAUGGUAGUCAAGUACACGAGCGUAAACCAGGCUGUCUGUAUAGACGUAGACAUUAUCGGAGGGGGAGAAAAGCUAAAUCUAAAUGGUGGUCUAAUGUGAAGUAUGCAAAACCCCCUCCUGCAGUUGUGCCGCUUAAUGUUCCUUUGCAACCGGACCUUGAAGAUGUGGAGGGAAUGUUGUUUGUAUCUUUUGUCGCAAAGGAAGCCUUAAAUAUUCAUGUUGAAAACAUAAAAGAAAGUGAAACAUCUCUGCCUCCACCAUCUCCAACACAUAACCAGUCAGAUAUUCAUGAAGCUGCAGCUGUCAGUCUGUCUAUGGAGGAAAGAAUUGCCAAAUUGGAGAAAAUUUUACUCCUUCAUCUAAAACAGCAAAAGCACAGACAGGUCAUUCACCCACGCCUACAAGACGUUGGCAUGAAGUUAAGCCUUCUGGAUCCAAAGUUACCUAUAGACUUGCAGUACCUUGGUGUGCACUUGCCCCUUCCCCCACCUAUUCACGAGGGUUUGGAUAAAAUGAAUCCCACAAGCCUGUCGUCCUCUCCUGAUGCAGCUGGAUUUUUUGUGUCACGGACUGGCAAGACAAAUGAUCCCACAAAGAUAAAAGGCUGGAGAGAUAAGUUUAAAACCAACACAGUACAGAAUGCACCUGAAGGCCUGAAAAACAGUUCAGCAUUCUGUAGUGAAAUGCUGGAUGCGUAUCUCGAAAACGAGGCCCAGCAGAUUAGCGAUCGUGUUGCCGUGUUUUCCAAAUGCUCUACAUCACCAGUAUCAUACCAGCUACCUUCGAAGAGCAGCAGUUAUGUGGUUACCCUGGAUAGUCUACUUAAGUCUCGAUCUGUUUCAUCAAACAAGGUCUGCACCAAACCAACGGACAAAAUCCUGCCCAAAUCUCCACUUAGAAGAUCUUCAAGUGCUGCUGUACCUUUGUCUUCAGCAGGAUUUCAAAAUAGAUUUCAAGGAAACCAGGAGAAAGGGAGUAAAUUUGCACGUUCGUUUCAAGCACAUCAACAUGCAGUGUCUACAGUUCAAGCCAGCAGAUCCAUGAGCUUUGUUUCUAGACCUGGUAUGAAGAAACAACCUGGCAAGUCUCAGCUGAAAUGGAUCCCUGUAAAAGCCAAAAAACAGAUGAUGCUUCAGGAGAUGGAGGAAGAGGCAAUCUUUCAUGGCAAAGUUCGUACACACAUCACUACCGAAAGAGCAAAAUUUGCUCUUACUUCUCUGCUUAAUUUCCAGAAACCGGGUAAAAGGCCUAGGUUCCGCAAACACCAUAAAGAUGAGAAUGCAUGUCCUGAGGAUUUCUGUCGUUUGGGCUGCAUGUGUGAUAGCUUGGACAGGGAAAUCCGAGGGCCUACCCACUGUCGGAGAGUUGAGUGCAUGUUUGACUGCAACUGUUUCAAGCACAAAGUUCUUCUGCUCCACCCUCCAAAAGAGACAGCAAAUGUUCAGAGGGGCAGGAAGAGAUCAGUACUGGCUUUUCCUAUUGCAGACCCAGAGAGGGAACCCAGACCACCACCUGCAGCCAGUAUCACCACUUUAUGGAAAAGGAUUGCAGGAGAACAUGAUCCUGAACCAUUAUUUAUUCCUGAGCCUUCGCUUUCUUCUAAAACUGUGUCUCGUUUACGUACCAGUCUUUACCAUUCCACUAGUCAGGUGCGGGAGGAAGAUAAAGAUCCUGUGUAUUUGUAUUUUGAGAGCAUGAUGACAUGUGCUCGUGUGAGAGAGUACAACAGUAAUCCACCACCUCAGAUACACAUGUUUCCUACCAAAAAACAAAUGACAGAACCUGAACAGCUUAAUGAAACUGCCAAAGCAGGUGAACCACCUUCCUCUCAAAAAAUACCAGAGACAAAUCCCACAGAGCCUCCGCUAAAGCCAGGUGAGCCUAAGCCCACUAAACUGCUGGAAAUCCUGUCAGAGUGUAACUGGGAGCCUCAUCGGAGUUUGGUGCUGAGCGCACUGUUCCGGCGCAUGAACAGCAACCUCCUCUCUGAGCCUUUCUGCUUUGGCAUGUACAAAAUACAGCUUCUUUCUACUACCGUCAAAGGAGUAGACAGGUCCUCUACAAUUACUUACAAGGUAUGCAUCUCCCGGGCGGAUGAAAAAGAGAUGACCGAAGAUUUGCAGCCGCCAGUGAAGAAGGCAGUGAGAAACCAAAAUUUAAAAGGUUUUGAAACCAAAGUAUUCAAAGCCAAUGAAACACAAGCUCAGAAAGCAACAACUGACACUGAUUCUGGGCGAAAGAGUAGCACCUUGGUGGAAAAGCAACAAAAAAAGCCAAUCUAUAAGAGAGUAUUAAGGGCUUUGCCUUUCCUCACUCAUGCUGCUCCUGUUGGUUGUCUCAAGGCAGAUAAAAAGAAACCAGGAAGCCUUUCUCAAGGUCUAGUUAAGGUAAAUGGGAAAACAUACACUCAAGCAAAACUCCUGUUGGGCCAACUGGGAGCAUUACAUCCAGUGAAUCGCUUUGCAGCUUUUGUCACUGGCAGGCUACUGCCUAUACUUAGAGAUCAAUCUAAAAUUGAGGUUGAUACCACCAAAGCGUGUCCUUCCAAAGCCCCUCUCGAGCCAAGCUCUGUAACCGAAGUGGCAAAUGUUUCAAAUCAAACUCCUUCAAAUCUUGCUGUAGCCAGACCUCCUUUAGCUAAUGCACCUGAACCUAACACCGCUUCCAAAAACAGAAGAUCAAACAUAAGUCCCUUGAAUGCCCUUUCAAAUCUUGUGGGCCCAUCCCCUGGCACAACCCCCAUUGUGCCUGAUGGCUCCAGAUUUGUUCUUGUGCCAGUAACACCUUCCAACUCUGCAGCUGCUCCUUCAGCAGAAACUGUUACUAGUUCCACCCUCCCACCUGGCCAGCAAGUGGUUCUGCAGCCUGCGCCAGGAAUGCCAGGGUCGAACUUUUUAUGUCAGUACAAUGGCCAAAUGAUCCAACUAAAGCCCAUCAGCCCUGGGCCCCUUGUUGAGCCACAGUCCAGUUCUGUCAGUGAAGGUAGCACUUCACAGGUUGUGCAAACACCUUAUAAUACAGGUCUGCCAAAAGACACCAGAUCUGUUCAGAGGCCUUUGAACUCUACUCCUCCUUUGCCAGUCAUUGCACCCAAAGUGCUUUCUCUGUCAGCAACGAGUGGCAUGAACAUUGCCAAUGGCAUGCCAGCUUUUAAUUUACACUCAAGUUUUCUGGGUAAAACAGGGACAUUCUCUUUUCGAAUAUGUCCCCCUACUAGCGAGGGGAAGCCUGUAGGUUCAGAGCAUGGUAGUAAGCCUCCUGAACCUUCUGUUGACAGUUCUUCUACUUUGGCACUUCCUGGAGGUUUCACCUUGAUAAAACUCUUUCCCCCUGCUGUGUCAGCUGUUUCUGCAAAUGUCACCUCAGCUGCUUGUCAUCCUGCUGAAAUCCCACAGAAUGAUGAAAGUAUGAAGAAAUCUAUCUUACAGAGUUGCUCCCCCAACCUUGAACAAAAUUGUCAAGCCUCAGACAGCAUUACCAAACCACUUCUUCCCGGAACAUCAAAUUUGAACUCUGCACAGGGGGCUACAGCUGACUCAAAAGGUGUUAUUAAAGAUGAGCCUGUGGAACAUUCCUCUGAGUCAGUAAAUACAUUGACUCCAGGCAAGUAUGACUGGGUACCUGAAGGUGCUGAGAUGGUACACACAAGUGAUGUGAGUGAAUUGGAACCUAGGGACAUGGAUGACUGGCCACCCAAGGGAGCAGAGCGAAUUUUGUGGAUAGACUCUGCAGAUGAAGAAGAAAAUGAAGAUUUGAAUAAAGAGCUGAAUAAGAAUUUGGAUGUUGCUGCUGGAAGCCCAGCUACAGAGGAAGCCAGUGAAUUAGAGACAACAAAAGGAACUGUUAAAGCUGACUUCAGUAGUUGUGAUGAAUGUCUUCCUGUAGAUAAACUGCACUUCAAUGAAAAAGAGACUCCAAAAACCCCCCACAUUCAUGAAAAUGGUUUGCCACCUGAAGAAGGUGUAUGUUUGAAAAGCUCUUAUACCGAUGAACAUAAACAACAUCUGAAGUCUAGCAUGCCAAAUAAUGACCAAGAAAAAGUCUGUGAUCCAUUUUUAAAUGCAGCUAACUCCAACCCUACAAAUAGUAGCAAACAAGGGCCACCUAAUAUCAGAGAACAAGUUAUGAUUCAAGAAAAUUGUCCCCCUGGUCUCAUUAAAAAUGAGCCAUAUAAUGAACCAACAGAGACGGACAUGGCUGGUAAUGAGUCUGACAUCAAGAACCAAGGUCGUCUACCUGAAAAUAGCACUUUACACAUCAGUAAAUUAGAAACUUACAACAGUCAAACAGGGGAGAAUACACUUCUCAACCACUUUCUUAUCAGGGAACAAAGGCUUGGCUCUGCUAAUAAUUACGAUGUUUCUAUUAAAAUAGAAUCAUGCAGUGACUCACCCAAGACAGACUUUUGCUCCAUGAAUGAUGAUGUCACUAAACAGCAUAUUGGCUCAGAGAAUAUUUUACCACUUAUCAAUAAAGAAGAAGAGCCCAGUAUGAAUCAAACAGUGACAGAAUUUUCCAGUGACCCAAGUAAGCAAAGUUUGGGCUCUGAGAUUAGUUCUCAAAUUCUCAAUCAUAAGGAAUUUUAUAAUAAUCCAGCCAGACCCAACACCACGGCUUCACUGCAUGCUGAAGACAGUCAUGAGAAUGUUGACAUUGCUGGUAAUGCUCCAUGCUCUUUACUGGAUGGUCAGACACCUGUGAUGAACUCCCCACCUACAGCACAUCUGCUAAACACAGCCUCUUUGGGUCAGAAAACUGGCCCAAAAAAGGUUUCACUUUUUCCUCAUAAUAUGCAUAAAUCAUCCCCUGAGCUUUCAGAUAAUUUUAAGACAUCCAGACUAGUUAAACAGGAUUUAGAAGAGGGAAAAGAUGAUGCGGAGGAUAGGAACAAGCAGCUUAAGUCUAAGACAGCAGUGGAAGAGCUGUAUGGUGAUGAAGAGAUUGUUGUGGAUGUGAUGAACCUGAGUGAAGAUGAAGAUCCAAGUGACGAGUUUGACAGAGAUGAAGACAAUUCAAGUGAUGAUGGCGAGGGGGACUCAAAUAGUGAUGAAGAGGAUUCCAGUAAUGACUCCACUAGUGACAGUGAAACAAGUGCAGACAUGUCUAAUGAAGAUGAUGUUGACGUUGAGACGUUUGAGGAAAAUGAUGGAAAGAUGAUGAUAAACAUGAUAAAAGAUAAAACCAGGCAUAAAAAGAAUGCAAAGAGAGGAGCUAAAUUGAGAAAAAAGAUGAAGCAUCUCCCAAGCAUUAUUAGCAUAGCAGAAUACCUGCCAACGCAUGAGCUAGAAAAACGGCUAAUUCACACUGAAAAAGAGCGUGUUCGCAGAGAUGAAAUGCGUCAGUCCUUUGCUGCACUGAAAAAAGCACUAAAUGUUGAGGAACGAGUCAAAAUGUGCAAGGAUGACAUUCUAAAUCAGGCUCGACUUAUGAUUCGGGCUCUUGAGGACCGGAGCCAGUGUUUAGAGGAGAGGAAAAAUGACCUACUUCAGAGACAGUCUGCCUAUCUCAGCAAGAUUUUAGAAUUAUCUGCAAAUACAGAGGCUAGAGACAAGGAAAGUUUUGAGGAAAACUGUGAACAUCAACAGCGAUUUGGGUCCAAAAACACUCUGCAAACCUCAGUUCUAGGUCCUCUAGUAAACCCUCGACGGCUAGACAGUGACGGCAACAGACUCCCACCUCGUCUUGGACGCUGGAAAGCCCCUAAUUAUAUACGCAAAAGAUCCAGAAAGGCGUUACGGCAGCCUUCUAUUACCACCACAGUGGCUGCGGAUGAGAGUGUAGACUUACAUUUAAGUCCAGAUACACCAGGCAACCACACUGUGAGUGAACCCUUGCCCUCGGUUAAAACAGAGGACCUAGUGCGGUCACUAAUUGCACAGAACCCCACUGGUCUACCUCCAGUAUGCAAAACCCCUCAACAGAAAAGUCUUUCAACAGAGCCCAAGCCACCAGAAAAGCGUUCAUUGCCGAAGAUCGUGUUGCAGUCUUUCGGCAAGACUGACGCCGUAAAGCUCACACAUGACGUAAGAACAUCUCUACCAAGUUCUGCUGAAGUCUCUAACUCUGCUCAACUGUUAACGGAUGGUAAUUUGGAUCUGCAAGACCAAAACAAGGGAUUGGAAAAAUGCGAUGCAACAAGAGUCUCUGAUGAGAUGGAGAAAACUCUAGUAUCAGGGCACUCAAACAAAGAGAGCCCAACUCCAUCCUCAGCAGUCACCGAGAGUGAUGUCCAAAAUAACACUUUGUCCGAGUUGGAAAAGGACGAACAAGCCUCUGCAGCUGUGGUGAAAGUGAGGAAAAAAAGGGGAAAGUCUGAAGUGGUCAUAGAAGAGGCCUUGUCCAACCCUGAUGUCUUAGGACCCAGGCAGCUAAGGCAAAGAUCCCCUGCAGUUAAUGGAGGGGCCACAAGGGGAGGCUCAGCAAAUAAAAGGAGGAGGAUUAUUUAGAUGUGUUGUAGUGGCUCGUGAAUUUUCUCACACUCCAGCAUCUCAGUUUUGUCUGUUAAUAAUGCAGUUUUGACUUUUCUGGUUUUGAUUUCCGAGGCUACAGAAGAUUUGAAAGAAACUGUAGUUCUCUAAAUUUCUCCAUAUGCACCUGCACAGAAAUCAAGGACACAGAGGAGGACAGCUGCACCUCUCAUUUGAUGGUUGCAUCCAGUGUGUUAGGCGUGACUGCUUUUCCUUUUUUUUUUUUUGUGCCUCUUCAGGGUACUGUAAAUACAGUAUACACUUGUGCUCAUCCUGAGGAUUGUCAAGAAUACUAUAUCAUUUGAAAGAAACAUUAAAUUAAUGUAUGAAUAUUACCGGUGAUCGUUUCCUGAUAGACCCAUAUUGGGGUAAAGUUACUAAUAUGCUUUUCAUUUUGGUACAUUCAUGUUACAUGGCAGUUCAUGAAUUCAUAUUUUGCUAAUAAGGGUUUCAUAUGUAAGAAAAGAAUGGAUUCACUCAUUGUAUGUAUAUGACAUUUUUUCAAUCAUGUUUUUUUUUUACUGAUUAUUCUCUUGGGUCUAAUUAAUUAUUGCUCAAUACCUUUGGCUGUAUAAAUGCCACAUGGUCAAUGGAUUGUGAGGGAAUAACUGCUGUCUGCAGUAUAGUAUAAAGGAAUAUAGAUGUGUAAAAAUGACUUAUUAAAUAUAUGCCAUUCUUUUAUUAAACCUUUGUGGAUGAUUUUUUUUCAUUUGUUAAAUCUAUUGUUCAACUGAAUGCAUUAAUUUAAUUCAAGAAUUUCUUGUUCAGUAUAAUUAUACAGUCCCCUCUGAAA
Pangasianodon hypophthalmus (striped catfish) is the source of this 9084-nucleotide messenger RNA. RefSeq names its product MAX dimerization protein MGA-like (gene magl). Gene Ontology annotation, biological process: regulation of transcription by RNA polymerase II; cell fate specification; positive regulation of DNA-templated transcription. NCBI's taxonomy places the organism in Eukaryota, Metazoa, Chordata, Actinopteri, Siluriformes, Pangasiidae. The transcript has 25 exons. The record is from RefSeq and is a predicted model, not a curated record. Gene Ontology annotation, cellular component: MLL1 complex; nucleus. Gene Ontology annotation, molecular function: protein dimerization activity; RNA polymerase II cis-regulatory region sequence-specific DNA binding; DNA-binding transcription factor activity, RNA polymerase II-specific. The coding region runs from base 483 to 8270 and encodes 2595 amino acids.